AAUUUAUAGAGAUUUCAGUGUAUAUAAAAAAAAGUAGCUUCUUCUUCCCCGAUUCUCACCGUUGUCUCCAGCUCUGGCUCAUUGAUCCGAAAAUCAGUGGAUCAUCACUUGGAUCUCGAAUCCUUCCGUCUACUCAAAGAUCAUCCCCAUUGGACAAUCUUCUCCUCCGUAGGACAGUGUCGGGUGAGUAAAGCGGACACACACACACACUUGUUGUUUUCAAUCGAUAAAAAUGGCGCAGAAUCUUAACUUGACUCAUCUCCCCGUCCCUCCGGUCACUCACCGCUCUAGUUUCCCCUCCACCUUCACCUUCGGCGUUGCCACUUCUGCUUACCAGAUUGAAGGAGGCUGGAAUGACGGUAAGAAAGGGCCAAGUAUAUGGGAUAAGUUCACUCAUCUCGAAGGGAAGAUUCUUGAUGGAAGUAAUGGUGAUGUUGCUGUGGAUCAUUACCAUCGAUACAAGGAAGACAUUGAACUAAUAGGACAAUUAGGAUUCAGUGCUUACAGAUUUUCCAUAUCCUGGUCUCGCAUUUUCCCUGAUGGCUUGGGAACUGAAGUCAAUGAAGAAGGCAUUGCUUUCUACAACAAUCUUAUCAAUGGACUUCUUGAAAAGGGUAUUCAGCCGUUUGUAACUCUAUACCAUUGGGAUCUUCCAUCACAUCUCCAGGAAGCAAUCGGAGGUUGGACAAAUAGAAAAAUUGUCGAUUAUUUUGGCCUGUAUGCAGAUGCUUGUUUUGCCAAUUUUGGUGAUAGAGUGAAGCAUUGGAUCACAUUAAAUGAACCUCUUCAGACCUCGGUGAAUGGACACUGUAUUGGUAUAUUUGCACCUGGAAGAAAUGAGAAGCCCUUGAUCGAACCAUAUUUGGUUUCACAUCAUCAGAUUUUGGCUCAUGUAACUGCUGUUUCCAUAUAUAGAAGCAAGUACAAGGAAAACCAAGGUGGACAAAUCGGUUUGUCAGUUGAUUGUGAGUGGGCUGAGCCAAACUCAGAGAAACUGGAAGACAAGGUUGCUGCGGGUAGGCGAAUUGACUUUCAACUUGGAUGGUUCUUGGAUCCUUUGUUUUCUGGAGACUAUCCUGCAAGUAUGCGCCAGAAACUUGGAGACAGUCUUCCUAGAUUUACUCCAGAAGAAAAGGAGUUAAUGCGUCAGAACUCAUGGGACUUUCUUGGCCUAAACCACUACACCUCGAGGUUGAUUUCUCAUGUCUCAAACAUAGAAGCUGAAAGUGACUUUUACAACGUACAAGAAAUGGAGAGGGCUGUUGAAUGGGAAAAUGGAGAGCCAAUAGGUGAAAGGGCUGCUUCCGAUUGGCUUUAUGUUGUACCUUGGGGAAUCCGAAAGACUUUGAAUUACAUCAGCAAAAAAUACAACCAACCUCCAAUAUAUAUUACUGAGAAUGGUAUGGAUGAUGAAGAUGAUGGAUCUGCCUCUAUUCAUGAUAUGCUGGACGAUAAGCUUAGAGUUGCCUAUUUCAAGAGUUACCUUGCCAAUGUCUCUUAGGCUAUCAAAGAUGGAGUGGACAUAAAGGGAUACUUUGCAUGGUCGUUGCUGGACAACUUCGAGUGGGCGCAAGGGUACACCAAGAGAUUCGGUUUGGUAUAUGUAGACUACAAGAACGGUUUAACCCGUCACCCAAAAUCAUCUGCGUAUUGGUUCAUGAAAUUUCUGAAAGGUGAUGAAGAGAACAAAGGUAAAAAGGAUUGAAAACAGAAAAAGGAAAACCAAAGCUACUACUACUUCAUAUAAUGUUGAUUACUCUUUGCUUUGUAAUCCCAUGGUUGUACAAGCUUUUGCUAGAUCAGCUCAAGGUUGUUGAAGACAUGUAUUAGGCUUAUAUGAUAUGAUAAUGCUGCUGAUAAUUUUAAGAGUGAAUGAUGAUGGGCUCUUAAGAUAGACAAGUACAUGGGUUUUCACCAUUCCCAGCUUGGUUCCUUUCGAUUGGUUUGUGAGAAUUGCUACAGAAUCGAAAUCAAAGUGUCCGAGUUUUGUUUA
Camelina sativa (false flax) is the source of this 1993-nucleotide messenger RNA. RefSeq names its product beta-glucosidase 42. The record is from RefSeq and is a predicted model, not a curated record. Gene Ontology annotation, biological process: cellulose catabolic process. NCBI's taxonomy places the organism in Eukaryota, Viridiplantae, Streptophyta, Magnoliopsida, Brassicales, Brassicaceae. Gene Ontology annotation, molecular function: beta-glucosidase activity.